Molecule: messenger RNA, 1689 nt
Organism: Physella acuta
Lineage: Eukaryota; Metazoa; Mollusca; Gastropoda; Physidae
Source: RefSeq, a predicted model, not a curated record
GUUGGGUAAGGAUAUUUCUGUCUUCGCUGCAUAUCAGUAUCACAUUGACAGUUUUUUUGGUCUCGGCUGGUUAAGUUUUUUUUUACACUAGUUGCAUAAGAUACCGACAUGUUGUCUAAGAAGAAAUUGUCAAGGCUUUGCUUAAAUCAAACGAUGUUACUUCUAUUUCUAACACCAGCCCUAUGUGACCUAGCGUUCAUGGGCGUUCAAAGUGGGCCUCAAGCUUAUUGGGUGCCGAUUUUUACUUUUAACGCAACUUUAUAUACUAAUUUUUAUGAAUGUCUAGUUACAAGGUACAAUAACUGCCUGAUUAAAUACGAAUUAUCUGUGAAAAAUGUGACCGAAAUUGUGGAGUCAGGCUCGUCAAAUAUUUCAGCACUACCUGUUUACACAUGCAAAAACAACGAGAGCACAACUUCUAUAUUAUGCUCUAGAGAAGAUCAAUAUAACUGUGCAAUCGUUUCAUUUGUUUUUGCAUUUGUUUGGAAUAAAGCGACAGAGUACUUCUAUCAUCCUUAUUUAAACAACAGAACAGUAACGUGUGUUGAUCGCAAUUACACUUUAUAUUUCAAUAAAUCCGACGUAUUAACAACUACAGAGUGGACAAACGUUCAAAGCACACCAUUAAUCCUUCCAAGUACCUUAACUACGAUUCUAAAAUCAACAUUUUCUACGACUAAUAACUACUCAUCUACUCUUGAAUCUAAAGAUAGCAAACUUCCCAUAAUUCUUGGAACCAUUGGAGGAGUUGCUUGUUUAGCUUUCAUUAUUGUUGUUGCUGUGUUUCUAGUUAGACGUGUUCAGCAAAAUAGAAUUUUACUAAAUUCGGAUAAUAGUUUAUUGAAAAAAUGCAACCCCCAAAACGACACUGUUCCGACUAAUACCAUUUCGGUAAAUAAGGACAGGACAACGCCAAAUGACACAGUCACUGUUACAUCCAACAUCUUCACACAGACUAGCAAUGAUACUUUAGGUCGUGAAUUAAAAUAUUUCAAUACUAUUGUUGAGGACGAUUACACAUGCAUAGAUGACAACGAACGUAACUCUCGUGUGAUAUCGGCUAGGACACAUCCAGAAACAAGCAAAGCAAUCGAUUCAUUAAAAACAGAUUACACUGACAUCAAAAUAACAAAAGAAAAUACUGGCCUAAUCUCACCCAACAACACAGAAAUAAGGAAGACAAACUAUGAUGAUAGCUACAACUUUAUCAGUGAUACAAAGGACGACUACUCUAGAUUAGGACAAGAUAUCAGAAAUGUUAACAACCCUUACGAUGGGUUAUUGGAGUUAAAGGAAGAACAAUCAAAUGUUCCUCAACACGAGUUGUCUCCCUACACUCUGGCUAAACCUAUACCAGGGUCGGCAACUCUACAGGUCAUAGAUGUCGGUGUUUGCAAUGACAAUCUACAGCCACUAACAGCAGCCAGCAAACACAGCGUCAACACGGAGCAUGACUACGACACUCCGUCUAACACUGACAUUAAGAGAAAUGUUUUCGGCUACACAGAAGUGAAAAAAAGGACAUUUUAAAAAUGCUAAGUCUAAAAAUUUGAGUUAUGGUGUAUAAGAUUUAACCCUAUGUUUUUUCUUCGUAUCUGGGAUAGCAAAGGGUAUACCAUUUAAUUGUAUUAUGCUCUUUUAGCUAUAACGCAAGAUAAAUCAUUAUAAAUAUAGCGUUUUUAUUCAGCA